AUGAUGGCACAAAACAUACAUCAUACUACCACCUCUAACAAAAAAACGGAUCUACUGUGGUUAGGGCAGUAUAAUAAUCACACAAAAUUACAAUUCACUGUGAUCACUCACCAUCACACUUUCUUUGUAGGAGUAAUAAUGGCAGUUCCAGGUGGGUCAAGUUUCUCAUCUCCUUUUUCGCUGGUAGCACUUGAUUUAUUAUCAUUUUAUGACCAUGUUAUGUGA
Echinococcus granulosus is the source of this 225-nucleotide messenger RNA. RefSeq lists its product as hypothetical. The transcript has 2 exons. The record is from RefSeq and is a predicted model, not a curated record. Lineage: Eukaryota; Metazoa; Platyhelminthes; Cestoda; Cyclophyllidea; Taeniidae. Bases 1 to 225 code for a protein of 74 amino acids.